This is a messenger RNA of Lizanozyma spartinae, 1326 nucleotides long. RefSeq names its product Ytm1p (gene YTM1). NCBI's taxonomy places the organism in Eukaryota, Fungi, Ascomycota, Pichiomycetes, Serinales, Debaryomycetaceae. Gene Ontology annotation, biological process: ribosome biogenesis. The transcript has a single exon. Bases 1 to 1326 code for a protein of 441 amino acids. Gene Ontology annotation, cellular component: preribosome, large subunit precursor. The record is from RefSeq and is a predicted model, not a curated record. Gene Ontology annotation, molecular function: protein binding.
AUGUCUGACGGGUCUGUGAAGGUUAAAUUCUUCACCAAAGAAGAUGAUGAGACAAUACAAUUGAAUAGUGAAAAUAAUGCUCCCAUUUUUGCACCAACAAGCUUGAAGAGAUUUGGGUUAUCAGAGAUUGUUAACCACUUGUUACAAUCUGAAACCCCUGUUCCCUUUGAUUUUCUUAUAAAUGGAGAGAUAAUCCGUAGUACAACCUCAUUAGAAGAUUAUCUUGUGAAGAAUGGGUUAUCUCAUGAAGUUGUUCUUAAUAUUGAAUAUACUAGAGCCAUAUUACCACCUUCAUUCUUGGCAUCGUUCCAAAACGACGACUGGAUUCUGUCAGUGGAUUCCUGGAAGGGAGAAAGCAUCAUCAGUGGUGGAUAUGAUGGUAUUGUACGUACUUAUAACAUGUCAGGUCAAAUAACAAAGCAAUUGGCUGGACAUAGUGGAAGCAUAAAGAAUGUCAAAUUCAUUUCCGAUACAAGAAUUGUUACUUCAGGUAACGAUAGACAAUUAAGAUUAUGGAAGGUUAAAGGCGAGAAUGCAUCAGUCAUUGAUAAUGAAGAAGAUGUUGAAAACGGAAGAACAUUGGCCAUUUUAGAAGGUCACAAGGCUCCCGCAGUCAAUUUGGCUGUUCAAGGUGAUAGAAUUCUUUCCGCUGGGUAUGAUCAUGUAGUAGGCUUCUGGUCAACUAAUUAUAAGGAAAUGGCUGCAAUUGAAUUCAAUAAAGAUGAUGAAGAAUCAAAGUUAUCCACAGCAUCGAAAAAGAGAAGAAAGCUUGCUAUUCAAGAUUCUACCAUAAGACGUCGUUCUCCAUUGGCUAUGUUUGAAGGUCACAAUCAACCAGUUGAAGGGGUUAUUUUUGACGGUAAGGAUUCAACUGUCGGAUAUUCAUGUUCUCAGGAUCAUACAGUGAAAACAUGGGAUUUAGUUACUGGUAAGAAUGUUGAUACCCGAACCACUGGGUACUCGUUAUUGUCUAUUUUACACGUGCCCGAACACAACUUAAUUGCUACUGGAUCACUGGCCAGACAUAUCAACUUGCAUGACCCUAGACAGGACAGUUCCAGCUUCAAGAAGUUGGUUGGCCAUACCAACUUUGUGGUUGAUUUAGCUGCCUCACCCACAAACAAACUGAUGUUUGUUUCUGCAUCUCAUGAUGGGACAUGUAAGGUUUGGGAUGUAAGAAGUGAUAGAUCGAUGUACACUAUCACCAGAAAUGACGAAGAAGCAGCAAAAGCUAAAUUAAAGGUAUUUGGUGUGUGUUGGGACCAAGCAAUUGGUAUUAUUUCUGGUGGUGAAGAUAAGACCAUUCAAAUUAAUAAGGGAAUAUAA